This is a messenger RNA of Pyricularia pennisetigena, 1434 nucleotides long. RefSeq lists its product as uncharacterized. The transcript is spliced from 3 exons. The record is from RefSeq and is a predicted model, not a curated record. Gene Ontology annotation, cellular component: nuclear origin of replication recognition complex; nucleus. Lineage: Eukaryota; Fungi; Ascomycota; Sordariomycetes; Magnaporthales; Pyriculariaceae. Gene Ontology annotation, molecular function: DNA replication origin binding. Gene Ontology annotation, biological process: DNA replication; DNA replication initiation. Bases 1 to 1434 code for a protein of 477 amino acids.
AUGGCAACCUCUCUCUUCAACCUCCCAGACGAGCUCGUCUUCACGGCUCUGUCGCAAUCGUUCCAAUGCAGAGACGCUCAGAUCAAAGCCCUAGCUACUUUGUUAUAUCCCAACGCCGCCCCGUGUCGCAACGUCGUUAUCCAUGGCGCUCAAGCUACGGGCAAGAGUGUAGUCACUGAAGCUCUCCUGGAGCGCAUGGUCGAGGACGGGGCUGAACUGACCUACGCCGUCAUCAAUUCUGUAGAGUGCAUCACCGGUCGUCACCUCCUUGAAGCAACCAUCAACAAAGUUGCCGAGGCUUUGGGCCGCGAAGAUGUUGCUCGGCGCUGCGAGAACCUCUCACAGUUCUCGGUUGAAGUCACCAGGAUGAUCACAAGCUACUCACAAGAGAGCGAGCGGCCCGCUUCGUGGAGGUUCGUCCUGGUAUUCGACGCCAUUGACCGCCAGCGAGAUUCGCCCCCAACGCUUCUGCCUGCCCUGGCUCGCCUUUCCGAGAUAAUACCCAACCUAACUACCGUAUUCAUAAUGACCUGUCCCCCAGCAGGAACCUUCCGAACCUCUGCCAUACCUCAUGUACACUUCCCAAAUUACUCCCGGAGCGAGUUCAUCGAGAUAAUAUCCGCAACCUCCCCACCUCCCAUACACGGGCUGGCUACAGACGCAGCACUUGACUUAUGGUCUCGAUUUGUCGGUCCCGUAUAUGAUUCCCUAGGCAAAGCCGCAGCUCGAACGUUGCCCGCGCUGCGCCAAGCAUGCAAUACCCUCUGGCCACGUUUUACAGCUCCGAUACUGGCAGGAACCCAUGGGCCGCGGGAACUCACCCGGCUGCUCGUCGCAGCGCGGACUUACCUACAAGACGAGCGCCUCCUUGCGCCUGGCAUCAUCACUGCCCAAGCGCCAACAGCAGAUACAAGCACGGCAGCUACAGACCCCCAACAGACGACUGAUCUUUCCACACUACUCCCGACCACCGCUCGUCUUCUACUCGUCGCGGCGUACAUGGCCUCACACAACGCCACAAAGCACGAUUUGGUGCUCUUCUCCACCCACUACCACGGCCGCCGCCGUCGCCGUGGCGGACUCUCCGGUGGGACAGGUGGAAGGCCCAACAAGCAUCGCAAAAUCGCCCGCCGGCUGCUAGGCGCCCAUGCUUUCGUCUUUGAGCGCAUGCUGUCCAUAUACAUAGCCCUGCGGAAAGAAUGGGAGGCCGACUCGGACAGGGACACAGGCCGUACUGUCAGCGGAGCUACGCUGGCCGGCGACGUCGCAAUGGCCGUUGCCACUUUGUCAAGCUUGCGUCUGCUGGUGCGGGUGGGCGGCGGCGGAGAUCCCACCGACCGUAGCGGCAGGUGGAGGGUGAACGUGGGCUGGGAUGUCAUACGACCACUGGGACGGAGCAUGGGGGUUGAGGUAGAAGACUGGUUGAUAGACUGA